AUGAUACACGGGAUCGUGGAGCUCACCGAGGAACAAGAGCAGGCCACCAAAAUUCACAAGAGGAUGGAAGAACAGGUAAAGAGAUACAGAUCAUUAGGCCACACAGUCAACCUCGUCACUUCGGAGGAAAGACGCUAUCCAGCCUUUGCAAUCACCUUCACCGAAGAUGACUUGCGGGGAGUACACCUGCCCCAUGACGAUCCUCUAGUUAUUUCACUGCAGGUCGACCAUUGCCAGCUGGGAAGAGUUCUAGUCGAUGGGGGCAGUGGGGUUGACAUUCUCUUCUGGGAAGCCUUCCAGAAGAUGGGACUCGAAGAAAAUCAGAUCAGGACCUCUACUGCACCAAUUUUGGGAUUUAACAGCCAGAGGGUAUACCCGAAGGGCGUUGUUCAAUUAACCGUGAUAGCCGCAAAACGCACCUUGCUUGUGGACUUCCUCAUCAUGGAUUCCAUCACAAGCUAUAACGCCAUCAUGGGAAGAAGUUGGAUCCACCGAAUGGUCUCGACUUUGCAUCAAGUUAUGCGGCGCCACUCACCCAAUGGACGGUAUACCAUCGACAUAAAAGGAUGCCAGAAGCAAGCCAAGAAAUGCUUCCUUACCCUGAAAGAAAUAAAUGAUUCUGGCACCUCCCCUCCUGAAGACAAUCCCAACAAAUAG
Messenger RNA from Humulus lupulus (European hop), 657 nucleotides. RefSeq lists its product as uncharacterized. Lineage: Eukaryota; Viridiplantae; Streptophyta; Magnoliopsida; Rosales; Cannabaceae. The record is from RefSeq and is a predicted model, not a curated record. Bases 1 to 657 code for a protein of 218 amino acids. The transcript has a single exon.